Molecule: messenger RNA, 2007 nt
Organism: Fonsecaea multimorphosa CBS 102226
Lineage: Eukaryota; Fungi; Ascomycota; Eurotiomycetes; Chaetothyriales; Herpotrichiellaceae
Exons: 2
Coding region: 1-2007 (668 amino acids)
Cellular component (GO): intracellular anatomical structure; catalytic step 2 spliceosome
Molecular function (GO): ATP binding; RNA binding
Source: RefSeq, a predicted model, not a curated record
AUGUCGGAUUUUGAUUUGUCCUUCAUCCCGGCAUUGUACACGCCCCCAGCUCUACUACCCAUCUCCAGACACAGAGCCAGUCUACUUUACACCAUUGAAACACAUCAGGUCACUGUGCUAGUAGGUCAGACAGGCAGUGGGAAAACAACUCAACUACCUCAAUAUCUGGAACAGGCAGGAUGGUGCUCCAGAGGAAAAUGUAUAGCGGUCACGCAGCCCAGAAGAGUCGCCGUCACCACUGUGGCCACGCGAGUCGCCGAAGAGAUGAGAUGCCAAGUGGGUGAACAGGUUGGCUAUUCAAUACGUUUCGAAGAUGUCACAUCCGCCAAAACCAGAAUCAAAUUUCUGACCGACGGCAUGCUGUUGCGAGAAGCCUUGGUCGAUCCGUUGUUCACGAGAUAUUCCGUCAUCGUGAUCGACGAAGCUCAUGAACGGUCACUCAGCUCUGACAUUUUGCUUGGUCUACUGAAGAAGGUCAAGAAGCGACGCCCAGAAUUGAGGAUCAUCGUCAGCAGUGCCACCCUCGAAGCCGAACGCUUUGCUGAUUUCUUUACGGAUCAUGACGCUCCUGACAGUGAGCAACAAUGUCGAAUCGUCAGUAUCGAAGGUCGGACAUAUCCCGUGGAUAUUCUCUAUCUCGAUCAACCGACCGACGACUAUCUGGAGAAAGCCGUACAGACAGCCUUCACAAUCCAUCAACAGGAGCCGCCUGGUGACAUUCUUGUGUUCUUGACGGGUAGAGAAGAAAUCGAAAGAGCCACACAGAAGCUCUCGGAACUAAUAUCAACACUACCCCCGCAAGCACAAGCUCUCCAGCCUCUCCCGCUUUAUGCCGGCCUCAGCACAGAAGAUCAAAUGUACGUCUUCUCCGAAGCGGCGGAGAAUACCCGUAAAGUCAUCCUUGCUACGAAUAUCGCAGAAGCAUCCGUCACCAUUUCAGGUAUCGUGUACGUCGUUGAUUGCGGAUUCGUCAAACUCCGAGCGUUCAAUCCAAACACAAACAUCGAGACAUUGACCCCCUUUCCCACGUCCAAAGCCUCGGCGACCCAACGAGCUGGCCGCGCAGGACGAACCCGACCGGGCAAAUGUUUCCGGCUCUAUACACAGCAAUCCUAUUCAUCGCUCCCCGCCACAACAACCCCGGAGAUCCAACGGUCGAAUCUCGCCCCCGUGGUCCUCCAACUGAAAGCACUCGGCAUCGAUAAUAUUGUCCGUUUCGACUUUCUGUCACCACCGCCCUCGCAACUCCUCAUCCGCGCAUUCGACCUGCUCUAUUCCCUGGGCGCGGUGGACGACUAUGCGAAGCUCACUUCACCGUUGGGAACACGCAUGGCCGAGCUUAGCGCCAUUCCACCCAUGAUGGCUAAAUGUCUCCUUGCUUCCUCCUCGCCACAAUUCGACUGUCAGAACGAGAUGCUCACCCUCGCGGCCAUGACCUCGUUACAAGGCAACGUGUGGUUCCAUCACAGCGGGGAGAAACGGGCCAUGGACUCGUCACGACGGAAAUUCGCUGCCGAGGAAGGCGAUCAACUCACGCUACUGAAUGUUUAUCGCGCGUUUGUGGCCAAGGGGAAGAAGGAGGCGAGAUGGUGUCACGAGAACCAUCUCAAUUUCAAGUCCAUGCAAAGAGCUGUGAGCAUUCGGAAUCAGCUGAGGAGAUAUCUGGAGAGGUUGGGCGUCAAAGUGGACGACUCAGACUCACAGGUAGCAGCCACGUCUGCCAACACCCAAGGAAAGGACAAGACCAGCAAUAUCUUGAGGUGCCUGGUGACGGGCUACUUCUCGCAGGCCGCAAAGAUGCAGCCUGAUGGGACGUUCAAAUCCGUGUCGGGAAACGUCACCAUGCACGCCCAUCCGACUUCCCUCCUGUUCAAUCGGAAAGCAGAAUAUGUGGUCUUUCAUGAGUUGUUGGAGACCGGAGAAAAAGUAUACAUCAAGGACAUUUCAAAGGUAGAGAAGGCCUGGCUUGUGGAGUUUGGAGGAGGUUAUUACAAUCUCAAGAGUUGA